GUGCAGCGAUGGCCUCGUACCGUUCGAAUCCUGAAUAAAUUGAGAAAACGAAAGGGAUGGAUUUAAUCGAAAUGGAUAGUUAUCCUCUGCUCCAGGAUGAUUCUUCUGUGUGUAGUAGUGAUGAAAUGCUAUUAUACAAGCGACCAAUAAGAAAAGUGAAAGAUUCUACGACACAAUACAAGGAAUUAUCAGAUGAUGAAAAAGGAGAAAAGGUAGCAAUUCCUAGACACUUGGGAUUAGCAGGAUGCAUCUGGUAUAUUAUUGGUCAAGUCAUAGGAACUGGAAUCUUCAUCUCUCCAUCUGGUGUUCUCCGAGGCACUGGUGGAUCCGUGGGAUGGGCGCUCUUGCUAUGGAUCUUGUGUGCCAUCAUCCAGUUUUGUGGAGCUCUUGUGUACGCAGAGCUGUCCCUCAUCAUGCGCAAGUCUGGUGGGGACUUCACCUUCUUGCUGCAGGCUUGGGGACCCAUGGUGAGCUUCUCCAGGCUCUGGGUGACCACACUUGUCAAUCCCUGCUCCAUCGCAAUCCAGGCACUUGUCAUUGCAAAGUACCUUCUCACGCCGUUCUUCCAGUGUAUGGAGGAGCCACUUCUUGCCGUUCGAUUCAUCAGUAUCUGCUGCAUCCUUUUCAUAGUUUAUGUCAACUGCGUCAGCAUCAAGUUCUCUGCACGACUCACUGGUUUUCUCACUUUUACAAAGAUGUUUGGUCUCAUCGCAAUAUUCGUGUCUGGCAUAUACAACUUACAACAAGGUCAUACAAAGUAUCUUGAAAGUGCCUUCUCUUCUGGACAUCUUGAUGUUUCUCUCCUGCCUGUGGGUUUCUUCUCAGGACUGUAUGCACUAUCAGGAUGGGAAAUUAUUACAACUAUUACUGAAGAAAUUGACCGUCCAGUGAGAAACAUUCCUCUGAGUCUAUUCAUCUCCAUGGCAACCAUCACUGCUGUCUACCUCAUGGCCAACGUGGCAUACUUUACUCUUCUCUCUCCUUCCCAGAUGCUUGCCUCUGGGGCUGUUGCGGCAGACUACAGUGUGCUAGCUUUGGGGAACUGGUCUUGGCUUAUUUGGAUCUUUGUAGCAAUGUCUGCUCUUGGUAGUGCAAAUGCAAGUGUCAUUGCAAGAUCAAGGACUGUAUUUGUAGCUGCACGAGAGGGCCUCUUUCCUGAGAUCCUGUCCAUGAUAAGCUUGAAACACAGCACCCCUCUACCCAGCAUCGUCAUCCUACUCAUCGCCCUGAUGUACGUAGUCGAAGACGACGUCAUUGUCCUCAUCGAGUACACAAUGUUUGUUGAUCUUCUGUUCAUCUUGCUUACAUGCUGUAUCUUGCCAUACUAUCGCUGGAAGUACCCAGACAUCCAUAGACCAUUCAAGAUCCCUCUCUUUGUUGUUGGUAUCUAUAUCAGCUCUGUGUUAUUUCUCUUGGGAAUUGCAUUAUACUCUGAUCCAGUUGGGAAGUUGAUUGGUUUAGGGUUUGCACUCACAGGUCUACCGGUAUACUUUGCUUUCCUUCAUCCAAAGUACAAGCUAAAAUGCACUGCUGCAAUAUCAGGAAAGAUCACAAGGUUCCUUCAAAGAGUAUUCUUUUGUGUUCGACAAGAAAAGGAGACAUUCUAAGACAAUGGGUUCGCAACGGCUCUAAGUAAUCAUCAAUAUCGUGACCAAAAUAAAGUUUCAUCAAUCUGAUAUUCAAAGGUUUGAAUUCUUCACUGAAAUAUUUUCUACCUGUUUGACUAUAGAUUUUCAUAUAAGAUUUAUCACAAAUAUUGAAUUGGAUUUAAAUUUUCUCUUUUUGUAAUAUAUGUAUAGCUAUAUUUCUGUACAAAAUUACAUUUGAUAUUUUUCCACUUAUUUAUUCAAUUUAUCUGUCAUUAUUCAUGUCAUUUCAAUUCAAAUCAUUGAUUGA
Lytechinus variegatus (green sea urchin) is the source of this 1896-nucleotide messenger RNA. Its product is annotated as cystine/glutamate transporter-like. The transcript is spliced from 11 exons. Gene Ontology annotation, cellular component: membrane. The record is from RefSeq and is a predicted model, not a curated record. Gene Ontology annotation, biological process: amino acid transmembrane transport. Gene Ontology annotation, molecular function: L-amino acid transmembrane transporter activity. NCBI's taxonomy places the organism in Eukaryota, Metazoa, Echinodermata, Echinoidea, Temnopleuroida, Toxopneustidae. Bases 57 to 1607 code for a protein of 516 amino acids.